AUGCAGUCUGGUAUCUCCGCUUCCCAGGAGCUCAAAUCCGCCGUCGGCAGCCUCAUAACCUCAAGCUCGCAACGCGGAAUCCUAGCCACAAUCCAAAGCGAAACUAUCAUCCCCAGCGACACCAUAUCCUCGUCAGCAUCGACUUUCCUCGCCGACCUCUCCAAUCUCCAAUCCCACAUCCAGCCCAAUGCCGCACUCUACAUCCUCCUCCGCCGCGCCGACUCGCUCUCCUCGCCCGACAAAUCUCUCGUAGCCGUAACAUACGUACCCAAUGCCGCGCCCGUACGCCAGAAAAUGCUCUUCGCAUCCACGCGCCUCACUCUCGUGCGUGAACUAGGCGGAGAGCAUUUCAGCGAGAGUGUCUUCACGACCGAAGCAUCAGAGCUCACGCCGGAGGGCUGGGAGAAACACAUUGCGCACACAGCGUCUGAUAAUCCGCUGACAGCGGAGGAACAGUCGCUGCAGGAUAUCAAGGAUGCCGAGGCCCUGGAGAGCAGAGGCACACGCGGCCAGGGUCUGGCCCAAGGAGGCAGAAUCGCCAUUCGGGCUGAUGAUGAGAUUGGCGGGGCGUUGAAGAAGUUGGGACAGGGUGGAACGGAUAACCUCGUGCAAUUGCGCAUGGACGGCGCGUCGGAGACGCUGCAGCUUGUGUCUUCUUCGUCAGCGACGCCUUCGACUCUCUCACGGGCUAUCGAUGCCAAGGAGCCGCGGUACUCGUUCUACCGUCAUGAUGACGCUGCCGCGAGUAUCGUAUUUAUCUCGACGUGUCCGAGCGGAGCGAAGAUUAGGGAGAGGAUGCUGUAUGCAGCGAGUAGGGGUAAUGUGGUCAGUCUGGCGCAGAACGAUGGUGGGCUCAAGGUGGAGAAGAAGAUUGAGGCGACGGAUCCGGAUGAGAUUACUGAGCAGGUUAUCCUGGACGAGUUUAAGGUGGAGAAGAAGGAGGAGAGCAAGGGUUUUGCGAAGCCAAAGAGACCUGGACGGCGGUAG
This is a messenger RNA of Alternaria ethzedia, 987 nucleotides long. RefSeq lists its product as uncharacterized. Gene Ontology annotation, molecular function: actin monomer binding; actin filament binding. Lineage: Eukaryota; Fungi; Ascomycota; Dothideomycetes; Pleosporales; Pleosporaceae. The record is from RefSeq and is a predicted model, not a curated record. The coding region runs from base 1 to 987 and encodes 328 amino acids. Gene Ontology annotation, biological process: barbed-end actin filament capping; actin filament depolymerization. The transcript is spliced from 2 exons. Gene Ontology annotation, cellular component: actin filament; cytoplasm.